AUGGUGUCCCGAAAGGCCGUGGCUGCUCUGCUGGUGGUGCACGUGGCUGCCAUGCUGGCCUCCCAGACAGAAGCCUUCGUUCCCAUCUUCACCUACAGUGAGCUCCAGAAGAUUCGGGAAAAGGAGCGCAACAAAGGGCAAAAGAAGUCCUUGAUUUUACAGAAGAAGUCUGAGGAAGUGGGGCCUCUGGACCCUGUGGAGCCCACAGAGGAAGAAGAAAACCAAGUUAUCAAGUUGACUGCUCCUGUGGAAAUUGGAAUGAAGAUGAACUCCAGGCAGCUGGAAAAGUACUGGGCCGCCCUGGAAGAGCUGCUGAGUGAGGUGCUGCUGACCCCCCAGAACGGUACGGGAAGGCAGGGCCCUGCACCUGGGACCUGGCCUCAGCCAUCCUGUGUCAAUAUUCUGGGAGCGCACCUGAGCACGGUGUGCAGAUGACGAUUUGCUUUUGUGCCUUGCACUUGAGAAUAUGAAGCUGUCUUCUGGGGAAAGGGCACCCGUCUCUGAGAAGAGCCUAAUCAUUGAGCAAUUCCCCAGCCAGGGGCAUUUCAAGGUCCUGCCCUGAAGGCUCAGCCCCCUUUCCCAAAUGCCCUCUGGCGGAGCAGACCACAACACACCCAACCCUCCCUCU
Messenger RNA from Nyctereutes procyonoides (raccoon dog), 628 nucleotides. RefSeq names its product motilin (gene MLN). Gene Ontology annotation, molecular function: motilin receptor binding; hormone activity. The transcript has 3 exons. Bases 1 to 435 code for a protein of 144 amino acids. Lineage: Eukaryota; Metazoa; Chordata; Mammalia; Carnivora; Canidae. The record is from RefSeq and is a predicted model, not a curated record. Gene Ontology annotation, cellular component: extracellular region.